Molecule: messenger RNA, 2604 nt
Organism: Anolis sagrei ordinatus
Lineage: Eukaryota; Metazoa; Chordata; Lepidosauria; Squamata; Anolidae
Source: RefSeq, a predicted model, not a curated record
CGGGUCAGUUUGGCGCGAGUCCGCUUGGGGGCGGAGCCAGCGUUGCUACAACACUCCGCCACAGCGUUCUUUUGGGUUCCAGCGGCUGAAGAGUGCGGACGUGCUUCUUGGGCUCCCUAAUGGCUCCUAAGAAGAAUGUUGGGGUCACUAAGGGCAAGGGCCUAGCCGAAAAGGUUCCGGGCAAGCACCUGCUCCCUUCAAACCUGGCCUCUUUGGACGAACUUGACAUCCCAAUGGAAGAUCUCAAGAACUUACUGGCUCGAGUAGCUGCACUGGAAAGGAGGAACGGAAAAAUGACUCCCUCCAGUUCUAGGCCAGUUCGCUUAGCUAGUAAGCGUUUGCUCAUAAAAUCUCUUCUUUCCCGUAUCUCUGCCUUAGAGGAGUCCAGAAGAAAGAGGGCCGCGAGUUCUGGCCAACCCACAGUCAAGCUGGAGGAUCCUACCAAGACGCUGGAGACAGCUCCCCAGGUGCACAUAUUGGAGCCAUCAUUGUCAAGCAGACCCGCAAGUAACACCCAAGUGGCCAGACCCGCAAGUAGCACCCAUGUUGCUGGACCCGCAAGUAGCACCCAUGUUGCCAGACCCGCAAGUAGCACCCAAGUUGCCAGACCCGCAAGUAACACCCAAGUGGUCAGACCCACAAGUAACACCCAAGUGGUCAGACCCGCAAGUAACACCCAAGUGGCCAGACCCGCAAGUAACACCAACACAAAUUCACAAGCUAGUGCUGCCCAAAAGUCAACAACAUCAGUGCUGCAGCCUCAGAAUUGCUGGCCUCAGCAGCCCUGCCAGCAGGAUUUAGGGACAAUAACUAGUGUCCAGACAUUGCCAGACAGACAUGGUCCCUAUCAUCAAUAUUGGGGAACUCCUGAGUGGCCUCUGAAGGAUACCCAUGAGAGCAACAGCAUUGGGUUGGGUGGACACCUUGCACGAAAAACAAUAGACAAAAUACUGAGGGGAGAAUACAUAGAUAUAUUUUCACUGAUGUUUAGAGAACCGGAUGAAUCGGACGAUGAAGAAGAGGAAGAAAUGAGAAGAGUCGAUCAAAAUUGGAGUAAUUGGUUUCCAUGUUUUUUAAUAUACGCUAGUGUUAUAAUAAAAGCAUAUCCAGCCAGAGCGCAUUCACUAAUUCAGUAUUUGAACAUUAUCCACAAUGCUUAUAUGAAGUUUAGGGGCAACGCUUGGUUGCGUUAUGAUGAGUGUUUUAGAACCAAAGCAGCUUGGUGUCCCACGUUGCGAUGGGAUCUCAUUGAAAUGCACCUGUGGCUGCAGUUAAUGACCUCUGCACGGACGACUCGGGGAGAAAAGGGUGACAGCGGCCAUAUCAUUCUAAAUUUCGAAGAGGGAGAGCGCUUUUGGCCAAGGCCCCGCCAGCAGCGACAACAGAGUGCGGUGUGCUGGGUAUACUCCUCUCAGGGUGAGUGCUUCAGAAGGGUUUGCAGAUUCCAACAUUGCUGUUCGAUCUGCAAUGGAACGCAUUCAUCCAAAUUUUGCAAUAGAGAAAAUCCCUGAAAACCAUCUGAAAGGAUAAUCAAUAUCCCAAAAUGGUACAGGGGACUUCUUCCCUUUUUCAAAGGGCCCCAGUGUUGUAUCUCAGUAUCAUUCACAGCAGGUUGAUGGGUUCACUGAUUAUUUUGAGUCAGAUGUGAUUGUGGGCUUUCCUUUUUGAAGCAGGCCCUGGGAUUCAGUCUUGUGCAGAAGGCCAUUCUCAUGCAGAGUCAGAAAAUAAAACUACUUUAGACACAAGCACAGAUGGACCUGAGAAUAGAAUUGCCUCUAUUGCAGUGGUUUUCAAACUGUGGGUCCCCAGAUGUUUUGGCCUCCAACUCCCAGAAAGCCUAACAGCUGGUAAACUGGCUGGGAUUUCUGGGAGUUGUAGGCCAAAACAUUUGGGAACCCACAGGUUGAGAAACGCUGCUCUAUUGCCUUCAAGGCCAUUCACGGGAGUUGGAAUCAUCCUCUCCAGAUAAGGAGUCCAGCAAAGACGAAUUGAUUAGAAAUUCUCAUUGGUGACAUUAACCUGAGUUAGGAGGCCCACCUGCAAAUUCAAGUAGAUAGGCAGCUUCGUAGGUCAACACAUCUCAGUUGGAAGUGAAUCAUAAUGUUUUCAUGUCUAUAAGGAGCUGCGGGCUCUUUGCUCUUCAGUUCAGGCAACAUGGCUUUUAAGUUACACUCAAGCCUGGGUUCUCUAGUUCUUGUUUUGGGAUUCAAGUAGCUUCGUAGGUCAACGCAUCUCAGUUGGAAGUGAGUCAUAAUGUUUUCAUGUCUAUAUAUUAGGAGCUGCAGGCUCUUUGCUCUUCAGUUCAGGCAACAUGGCUUUUAAGUUACACUCAAGCCUGGGUUCUCUAGUUCUUGUUUUGGCAUUCAAGUAUUCUGGGAAUUUUCCCAUGUUUUUCCAUGUUCAUGUCGUGUAUCCUUGUUCAAGUUUGGCCAAUGGACUCAAGUUGUUUUUGGAUUUUGGACUAUUCUUGAACUGUCUUGCUUGUGUAUGUGCAAGAGACAUUUGAUUGCUGACUUUUUGGAUUUUACACCUGCUUUCCCUAUUCCUUUUUUUUUUUACUAUAUAUUUUUUGUGUGAUUUUUACAAUAAACUGUUUUAUCUUUA